AUGGCUAAAUUAAAUUUGCUUCUUCUCGCCGGUUGGGCGGCGAAGCUAGCGGCGGCAAAGGACGUUUACCUUGACUGGAAUAUCACUUGGGUCAAUGCUUCUCCAGAUGGAUUUGAGAGGCCAGUGAUUGGUAUUAAUGGCCAAUGGCCAUGUCCUCAGGUUGAUGUCGACGUUGGCGAUCGUCUUAUCGUAGACGUGUACAAUGGCCUGGGGAACCAGUCUACCGGAAUCCACUGGCAUGGGAUCCGUCAGUUUGGUACUGGUUCUAUGGAUGGCGCAUCUUCGACUACUCAAUGCCCACUUCCUCCGGGUGAGCACAUGCAGUAUAGCUUCGAUGUCAAUCAAACUGGAACCUACUGGUACCACUCGCACACCAUGGGACAGUAUCCCGACGGUCUCCGUGGUCCCCUGAUUGUCCAUGAUCCCAGCCCACCAUUCCAAUACGACGAGGAAAUCACGAUCACUUUGAGUGAUUGGUAUCAUGGCCAAAUGGUAGAUCUGCUACAGCAGUACCAGUCCCAGCAGAACGAAGCGGCUUUCAUGGGCAAUGAGCCCAUCCCCGACUCGGCCUUGAUCAACGAUUCUACCAAUACCAAGAUAAAAAUACUACCAAACAAGACUUAUCUUGUUCACGUGGUGUGUCUUGCCAACUGGCCCGGUCACGCCUGGGUUCUCGAUGGCCAUGAAAUGACUGUCGUUGAAGUCGAUGGUGUUUACACCGAGCCAUACCCCGUUGGUGAUAAGAUGCUACGUGUUGCUCCCGGACAGCGUACCAGUGUUCUAUUCCGCAGCAAGCCUGAUACAAGCAAGAAUUUCGCUAUCUGGGAUACUAUGGAUAUCAACAUGAUGUUCAUCUACGAGAACCGUGCUAUCCCCGCAAACUAUAACCCCAAUGCGACUGCCUACCUCGUGUACGACGAGUCGAAGCCUUUGCCAGCACCUCCUUCCUUCAAUGAGUUGAUCUUCGUGGACGAUGUUGAGUUUGUGCCUGCUGAUCGCCAGCCUCUGCUCCAGCCUGUGAACCACCAGAUUAUCCUUGACACUGACCAUGCUGUGAUUGACGGACGCAGUCGUUUCACCAUCAACAAUAAGACUUAUAUCCCUCAGGAGGUUCCAACCCUUUACACAGCCAAUACUGUCGGCUCCGAACUUGCUUCAAACCCUGAAGUGUAUGGGGAUGUCAACCCUAUUAUUGUGAAGCAUGGUGAGGUUGUUGAACUUGUUAUCAACAACCAUCACAACAACCUGCAUCCAUGGCAUUUGCACGGUCAUCAGUUCCAGGUCCUUCAACGCUCUGCUGUUGAUGGUGGAUACUUCAAUGGCCAGUACUUCAAGAAUAAUUCUCAGACACCCGUUCGCCGUGAUACGAUCAUGGUCCAAAACCACGGCCACACUGUCUUGCGCUUCCGUGCCGAUAACCCUGGCGUGUGGCUGCUUCACUGUCACAUUGAAUGGCACGUAGAGGCCGGUCUGACUGCAACCAUUAUUGAGGCUCCCGAAACCUUCCCCCAGUCUGUUAACCCCCCACCGCAAAGUCAUUAUGGCGCUUGCAACGCUUACGGGUCACCCAAAUCUGGAAACGCCGCUGGCCAUAAGGGCCUGGAUUUAAAUGGCGCAAACACCCAGAUCGGCGAUGAUCAUGGUGCCAUGUACCCACCACCAGGUGAAGCUGCAGCUCCUGCUCCUCAGCCAGAGACAUCCGCGCCUUCUGCUCCUGCUCCCGCCCAGCAAUCUCCGCCGCCCGUAGCAGCACCAGCACCAGCACCAGAGCCUACUCAGCCUGAAUCCCCUCCAGCGCCCCCUGUUCAGCCUGCCCCCAAGCCCACUCAUACCCACAGGCCACCACCCUGGCAGCCAGCCCCUCAAGUACCUCCUGCUGAAGCCCCUGCUCCUGCUCCCCAAGCUCCGGCUCCUCAGGCUCCGGCUCCUCAGGCUCCGGCUCCUCAGGCCCCAGCCCCAGCGCAGCCUGCACCUCAAGUCGUUCCUGAGUACUCCGAGCCCGAGCCUGUUGAGGUGGUCCCCACUUACCCUCCUCCUCAUGACGAGCCUGUCUAUGCUCAUUCACACGACUCCAAGGGACCAUGGCCCCAGCCCCACGUUGACCAGAACCAUGCCCAGAUUGGAAAUGGCCACGACGGUCGACCCCCAACCUAUGGCCACACAGAAGACACCAAGGGCCCAUGGCCAAAUCCACACAACGACGUGUCUCAAGCUCAGGUUCCCGAUGGUCCUGAUGGAAAGCCCAUCGUUGCUCACACGGAUGACACCAAGGGACUUUGGCCUCACCCUCACAACAACAACGAAUAUGUCAAGGAGGGCGGCCACACUAUUCACCCUGCUCCAGACUCUGGUCCCAAUGAUCUUCCUGAAGGUUUCCAGUAUUGGGGACAGUAUACAGAGUAG
Messenger RNA from Penicillium angulare, 2403 nucleotides. It is a transcript of the gene abr1, whose product is annotated as multicopper oxidase abr1. Gene Ontology annotation, molecular function: ferroxidase activity; copper ion binding. Gene Ontology annotation, cellular component: high-affinity iron permease complex. NCBI's taxonomy places the organism in Eukaryota, Fungi, Ascomycota, Eurotiomycetes, Eurotiales, Aspergillaceae. The record is from RefSeq and is a predicted model, not a curated record. The transcript is spliced from 3 exons. The coding region runs from base 1 to 2403 and encodes 800 amino acids. Gene Ontology annotation, biological process: reductive iron assimilation; cellular response to iron ion starvation.